AUGGAGCAUCUGUCAUGGGUCCGACCAGUGGCUCGUGCGUCCUCGGAUCGUGUCCCCCGGAGCAGCAGCGUGGGAAGCAGGAUGGGGUUGUUUGGCAGCAAAAAUCAGCUGAUGCCCAAUGAGAAACACACUUCUGGGGGCAAUACAAAAAGCAAGGGCAAACCUCCUCCUGCCCCACCCAAGGGGAGACAAGUUAUCAACAGCCCUCAUCUAAACCAAGCCUCUGCACAAGAUCACUUGUUUGUGGUUGCACUGUACGAUUUUCCUGCCUCAAGUGACCGUGACCUGGAGCUGGUCAAAGGGGAGAAACUCCAGGUCCUCUCCAAAGAGGGGGACUGGUGGCUGGCAAAGUCCCUCAGCACUGGGAGGAAAGGAUACAUCCCCAGCAACUUCGUGGCACAAGUGGACAGUUUGGAAGAGGAAAAGUGGUAUUUUAGAACUCUGAGCAGAAAAGAUGCUGAACGGCUGCUGUUGUCUUCUGGGAACAAAGUUGGCUCUUUCCUCGUCCGGGAGAGUGAAACCACCAAAGAUGCCUAUUCCCUGUCCGUGAGAGACAACAACUCUGCCCAUGGGGACAUCAUCAAACACUACAGGAUCCGCUCCCUGGAUGGAGGGGGGUACUACAUCUCCCCCAGGGUGACUUUCUCCAGCCUGCCAGAGCUUAUCCAUCAUUACAGCCAGAAAGGGGAUGGGCUGUGCCAGCGCCUCACAGCUCCCUGCACAUCCCUGGUUCCCCAGAGACCCUGGGCCCAGGACGAGUGGGAGAUCCCUCGGGAGGCCCUGAAGCUUGUGAAGAAGCUGGGCAGUGGGCAGUUUGGGGAAGUGUGGAUGGGCUACUACAAAAACAACAUCAAGGUGGCUGUGAAGACCAUGAAGGAGGGCAGCAUGGAUCCUGACGCCUUCCUGGCAGAGGCAAACCUGAUGAAGAAGCUGCAGCACAACAAACUGGUCCGGCUGUACGCCGUGGUCACCAAGCAGCCCAUCUACAUUGUGACAGAGUACAUGGCCAAUGGGUGUUUGCUGGAUUUCCUGAAGACAGAAGAAGGAAGCCAGCUGAAUCUCCCCAAACUCAUUGAUAUCUCUGCUCAGGUGGCAGAGGGCAUGGCCUACAUCGAGCGCAUGAACUUCAUCCACCGGGACCUGAGGGCCGCCAACAUCCUCGUCUCGGAGACGCUCUGCUGCAAAAUCGCUGACUUUGGCCUGGCCAGGCUCAUCGAGAACGAGUACCUGGCACAGGAAGGUGCCAAAUUUCCCAUCAAAUGGACAGCUCCGGAGGCCAUUAACUAUGGGGUUUUCACCAUCAAAUCUGACGUGUGGUCAUUCGGGAUCCUCCUGACAGAGAUCAUCACCUUCGGCAGGAUCCCUUAUCCAGGAAUGACCAACCCCGAGGUGAUUCGCAACCUGGAGCGGGGCUACCGCAUGCCCUGCCCGGAGACGUGUCCCGGGGAGCUCUACAGCAUCAUCCUCAAGUGCUGGCGCAGCAACCCCGAGGAGCGCCCCACCUUCGAGUACCUGCAGUCCGUGCUCGAGGAUUUCUACACCUCCACGGAGAAGCAGUACGAGCCCGAGCCGCAGCAGUGAGCCGCGGCCCCGCCAGCUCCUGGGGACAGCGCUGCAGGACAGCCACCAGCGGGCGGUGGCUCGGUGCCGGCGUUUCCCUCUCUCCCUUCCGCGCGUGGAGAUGGGGAAUGAGGACAGACAUGAGGGAGGAGGAGGAGGAUGCUGCCGGCUCUGUGGUUGUCGCAAAGACUGAAGAGGUGGCUGAGAGGUGGCGCAGCUCCUCGGAGGGCUGUGCCCACCCGGCAGGCAUCACCUCUGGCACGAAGG
Messenger RNA from Pyrgilauda ruficollis (rufous-necked snowfinch), 1827 nucleotides. It is a transcript of the gene BLK, whose product is annotated as BLK proto-oncogene, Src family tyrosine kinase. The record is from RefSeq and is a predicted model, not a curated record. Lineage: Eukaryota; Metazoa; Chordata; Aves; Passeriformes; Passeridae. Bases 1 to 1581 code for a protein of 526 amino acids. Gene Ontology annotation, cellular component: extrinsic component of cytoplasmic side of plasma membrane. The transcript is spliced from 13 exons. Gene Ontology annotation, molecular function: signaling receptor binding; ATP binding; non-membrane spanning protein tyrosine kinase activity. Gene Ontology annotation, biological process: innate immune response; cell differentiation; protein phosphorylation.